This is a messenger RNA of Ascochyta rabiei, 474 nucleotides long. RefSeq lists its product as uncharacterized. The transcript has 2 exons. The record is from RefSeq and is a predicted model, not a curated record. Lineage: Eukaryota; Fungi; Ascomycota; Dothideomycetes; Pleosporales; Didymellaceae. The coding region runs from base 1 to 474 and encodes 157 amino acids.
AUGCUCGAACGGACUGUGCUGCCCCGUGCGCAGCUCGCCUGUCCUGUCUCGGUCAGCCCUCUUAGCUGCGGCCUGCCUGCCGUCGAGCGCUGCAGAGAAUCCUGCAGACCGCCGACGAGAACGACCUCUCUUCUCCACACUCUGCCAGACGGCCAGGCCACACAGACAAUCCAACCGCCAACCGCCAUCCGCCAUCCGCCAACCGCCAACCGCCAACAGCCAGCACCCAUCGCCGUGAGCUCUGCCCUCUCUGCCUCCGUUUGUCCACGCAUUGGCUCGGUCGGUCUUCCUGGUCCUGGAGCUGCAGCCAUCCAUCCACCAUCAGUGCACCAGCAUCCCUACUGCACGGCCCGCCAUUGCAACCGCUCUUGUCCACCCAGCACAACAACUCGACAGCACAUGCUUCGCUCCUCCCAACCCUCCGCUAUUCUUCCUGGCUGCCAUCCGUCCCCUUCGUCCUUGAGCGUGUUUUGA